This is a messenger RNA of Coccidioides immitis RS, 1873 nucleotides long. RefSeq names its product CMGC/SRPK protein kinase. Bases 160 to 1401 code for a protein of 413 amino acids. Lineage: Eukaryota; Fungi; Ascomycota; Eurotiomycetes; Onygenales; Onygenaceae. Gene Ontology annotation, molecular function: ATP binding; protein kinase activity. The transcript is spliced from 3 exons. Gene Ontology annotation, biological process: spliceosomal complex assembly; regulation of mRNA processing; protein phosphorylation. The record is from RefSeq and is a predicted model, not a curated record.
GUUAGCACUAGGCGCUGCUUAUUAAGCAGUAAUGAAGGUCUAAGCGCUCACCCAACCCACGAGGUUUGCCAACUAACAUCACCAACAUCAAAUCCAACGCCAUCACCUCUUUGAAUCUGUAUCAGUCGUGUCAUCUUUGAUUUUACUGCAUUUGUAUCGAUGCUUCCCUCGCUUUUACAUUUCCUACCCCGGUUCGGACGAUGGAAGCCCCUAAGCUUUUCCAAUUUGAACUUUCCCCGGAUACCACUGGCUCAAAAAAUCGAAGAAGAGACAAUCCCAGGUUACGUCGCCGCGCGGUACUAUCCCGUUCGCAUUGGGGAGGUCUUCAAUGAGAGAUACCAAGUCGUUGGUAAACUCGGAUAUGGAGCAACUUCGACAGUGUGGCUUGCGCGGGACAUGAACCGCCGCAAUUAUGUUACCCUCAAGAUAUUCAUUACAUCUACAUCCAUGGGCCAGCAAUUGGAUGGCGAGCUCAAUAUGUACAAACGCCUGGAGCGAGGCUCGAAAUCUCAUCCUGGUCGCAAAGCUGUGCGGAUGCUUCUCGACUCUUUUGAUGUUAAUGGGCCCACAGAUAAACACAGAUGCCUUGUACAUCCUCCCCUAUGGGAGAGCGUCUUGACCUUUCUUCGCCGCAACCCAAUUCACAGGCUGCCCGUUCCAGUCAUGGCAACUGUACUAAAGUAUCUCCUUCUAGCACUGGACUAUUUGCAUUCCGAAUGCAAGAUUAUCCACGGUGACAUCAAAUCCGAUAACAUCAUGCUCGGCAUUGCUGAUGAUUCGGUUUUCACUCAUUUUGAGGAAAGCGAGCUUCAAACACCCUGUCCACGGAAAGAACUAGAUGAUGGUCGCAUCAUCUACGAGUCCCGCCAACUCACAAUGCCAAAGAACUUUGCCCCCCCUGUGUUAUGCGAUUUUGGGUCAGCCAUGCCUGGAGAUGUUGAUGAGCAUUUGGAAGAUAUCCAACCAAACUUCUAUCGAGCGCCAGAGGUGAUCCUCGAGAUUCCAUGGUCAUACAGCGUUGAUAUAUGGAACGCAGGCUGUGUGGCGUGGGAUAUGUUCGAAGGCGAGUUUCUGUUUACUGGACAUGAUCCGGAACUCCAGACCUACCGAAGUAGAGCACAUCUAGCUGAGAUGAUUGGUCUUCUUGGGCCACCGCCGCCUAACCUCCUUGCUCAGGGUAGGCUGACGAGCAAAUUCUUUUCAGAGGAAGGCGAAUUUUGUGCCGGAAUUCCUUUGCAAGAUCCAGUUCCACUCGAAGAGAGAGAAACUGCUCUCAAGGAACAACAGGAGGACAGGGAGAAGUUUCUGUGUCUGAUGCGGAAAAUGGUUCAGUGGGAACCGGGCAAGCGAAGCUCUGCGAAGGAACUUAUGCAAGAUGAAUGGAUCCGUGCGCAUUCAUGAAAAGGAAAAUGCCGGCCUUGGUUCAGCCUUUAUCACAAAUCUGAGCCGCCAUCUCGGAUCUCUUGAGAACCUGUGACUUGGUUUAUUCAGUGAGGGAUCAGAAGGUGAAAGAAACCCAAAUGAUGUGGAAAUACUAGUAUCUGAUUUUGAAUUUAAGACCUAGUCACAUAAGCCAUCAAAGCAAGAAGAACGAUAGAAGAGCCUACGAGCAGCAUCCCGAUAAAGCCGGCAACAAACUUAUCCCCUGCAAACCAAGUUCUAUUCCCGAGGUCCCUCUUCAGCAGCCAUGUCCACGGGUCUUCCCUGUGUGGCCGACGUCGAAUACUCGCGUUUAUCGCCAACUCUGAUGGUGCCAGUACCGUUCGCAUAGAUGUGAUGGGUUCGAGCCGGCCCAUUGGUAGGCUUGACUCGAGCGCUGAUAAUCAGCUCUUUAUCUUUAGGGUUGUAAUGAGAUCGAUGGAUAGGGCUACUG